CGGUUCUCUAUCCAUGGCUGAACCUGAGGAGGAGGAUGAUGAUGAUGAUGAUGAUGAUGAUGAUGAUUGUCCACUAGGGGUCACACUGAGUUCAAACUUAUGGUGACGCAACCCUCGGCAGAGCAGAGGAAGAGACGGCAGAUACCGCACCUUCGAGCAAGGUAAAGCAUGGCAAUGACUAGCCCCAGCUCGUGCUCCUCCAUGAGUAACCACACGAAGGAGCGCGUCACUAUGGCCAAAGUGACCCUGGAGAACUUCUACAGUAACCUCAUCGCCCAGCACGAGGAGCGGGAGAUGAGGCAGCAGAAGCUGGAGAAAGUGAUGGAUCAGGAAGGCUUGGCAGAUGAAGAGAAACGUAUCCGGCGCUCUCAGCAUGCGCGGAAAGAGACCGAGUUUUUGCGACUGAAACGCACUCGACUGGGUCUAGAGGACUUUGAGUCCCUGAAGGUGAUUGGCCGUGGAGCUUUUGGAGAGGUAAACAUAUUUUACAUAAAUAUUUGUGUAUUGUGUUCUCAGGGUCACGUGAAGUUGUCAGACUUUGGGCUGUGCACCGGGCUGAAGAGAGCGCACCGCACAGAGUUCUACAAGAACCUGAACCACAGCCUGCCCAGCGCCAGCGACCUCAGUAAACAAACCUUCCAGAACAUGAACUCCAAGAGGAAAGCAGAGACGUGGAAGAGGAACAGAAGGCAGCUGGCGUUCUCCACAGUGGGAACCCCCGACUACAUCGCCCCAGAGGUCUUCAUGCAGAAUGGAUACAACAAGCUCUGUGAUUGGUGGAGCCUGGGUGUCAUCAUGUAUGAGAUGUUGAUAGGUUACCCCCCCUUCUGUUCAGAGACGCCUCAGGAGACGUACAGGAAAGUGAUGAACUGGAGAGAGACGCUAACUUUUCCUCCAGAAGUGCCUAUAUCAGAGAAGGCCAAAGAUCUGAUCCUCAGGUUCUGCUGUGAGGAGGAGCACAGGAUCGGUGCUGUGGGGGUGGAGGACAUCAAGUCCAACCCCUUCUUUGAGGGGGUGGACUACGACCAUAUCAGAGAGAGACCUGCUGCCAUCCCCAUCGAGAUCAAAAGCAUCGACGACACCUCCAACUUUGAUGAGUUCCCUGAUUCAGAUAUCCUCACCCCAACAGUCGCUCCGGUGUCCAACCAGACGGAGGCCGACCUGAAGAACAAGGACUGGGUCUUCAUCAACUACACCUACAAACGCUUCGAAGGCCUGACCGCCCGAGGGGCUAUCCCGUCCUACAUGAAGUCAGGGAAGAGAUGAAGGCCUCCAGCAGGCUGCAGACCCACACCACCACGGAACCUGAAAGAGUCCCCCCCCCUCUGCUGUGAGAGGAGCUUCGGCCCUGGAGGGAGAACUCUGUUUUCUGUUACCUGACUGAGGAGUCCCAGCACUCUGCGAAUAAUAAAGGGGCUCCGUUUCAUCCGCUGCUUUGCAGGAGCCGCCGCCUUCCUUUCCGCAGGUCUUCACCUUCUCCGAUGCUUCCGAGGGCACCUUCCGCUUCCUGCCCACGCGUGAAGACUGAACUGCCGUACAGCGACUCUCUCCACCAGUGGAUGCAGUGGAUGUUCUCCCUGCCGUCACCAGCAUCCAUCACAUUCCCUCUAUAAACCAGCAGUUUGACCUACCAAGGGCUUCCACACCAGGACUCCAUCUCCCCUUGGCCCUUUUUCUGUUGACUCUUCGCCACUUGAAGUGAGUCAGGUGCUCUUCAGGGAUCCUGUCCAAAUGUUUCUGAGGCUUCUCUAAAGUGCUGCUGGCUUCUCACCUAACCAAAGACUGAGCUGAAUGAUGUGUCUGCUUCAUCUCUCUAUCACCUAACUUCUUCCUAGAAAUGUAUUUUUACUUUUUAGGUGCAUAUUUUGCUCGUUGAAAUGUGUGAAUAUAUGAGUGAUGCAUUUUGUGGAACAAACAUAAGAGUCUUGUUACAUGUUCACCGCUUAUGUUGAAUACCUUUAGCACCUUACGAGAUGUUUGAUCCAGCUCCAGUGCUUUAAUGAACCUACAGAUCAUUAAUGUGUGUGUGUUGGACUGGAAGAGUCCACACAUGAGUUUUACAGAGGAGUGAUGUCACCGUUUUACUGAUGAAACGCCUUGAAUAUGAUGCAAAGUCUCACCAGGGAUUGAAGCCUCCGUCAUCAUGAAACAAAACAUCCCACGCACACUGAAACCAAUGCAACUCUUGCAGACUUAGCAGCUGUGUGACUCUUUAGCAGAAUACAGAAUGAUGCACACGUGUACAGCCGAGUCGCUGCAGCCGGACAGGGACUUUUUAAAUAGAAUCACAGGGCUAAACAUCUUCCAGUGAACACAAUAUCCAAAAUGCUGUCAUUUCAAAUGAAUGUAAAUGAAGUUUUUAUUGACAAAAUAUUUUUUAUUUUGCCACAAUAAUUCCACAAUGCUGUUUGUGUGAAUGUAGCCUGGACCAUACAAUAUUUCUUUUUCUUUUUUAUGAGUGUCCUGGCACAUGAGGUAGAAAUAUGGAAGCCUGUUACCACCCAGAAAUGAGACUCAAGAAUGUUAACAAAAAACACUUUCAACAAAAAAGAGAAUUAGCGAGGAUAACUUUUUUUACUUUUAUUGACCUAAAAAAAUAUUAAUCUUAGAUUCAGUCAAAAUUAUGACAUGUCUUUUUAAUUUAAUAUAAGUUGCUAAAUUUGCCUUCAAAUAUUUAUUUUAUUCUUAAUCUUGACUCAGAAUUUUGAUUUAUUAAGAGGUCAAAUUUUAUGUGAAACCAUUGACUGUAGUAACAUUUAUAAAUAUGUCUAUUCACAAAACAUUUAGAGGUUGACUUAAUUAUUUUUGUCAACAGAUUAGACAUAAUUGUAUGAUGUUAGUUGAAAGCAAUAAUAUUAGGUUGAAAGAAAAAAUAUCAACCUAAUAUCCAACUAACCUAAUACAAUUCCUUAUUUAAUUAAUUUAAAUAAGUUCAACUUUUUUUUUGUCUAGUCAUAACAAAUAUUGAGUUUCAUCGCCAUAUUUAGAGAUUUACCGUUUUAUUAAAAUGACUGACAGUAUCUCUUUUAAAAUAGAUCUUUAAGAGUCGGUGUUUUAUGAUCGGGACUUUCACGGGCAGGAAUGAACUUCCAUAUCUCAGUUUAGUCUGCGGUGUUUCCUUUUAGUCUGCUAUGACACAUGUAUUCAGAUAGUGUGUAGACGAAGCACAUGGAAGCGCAUUUCAGUAAAGCAUGCUAUGGGCUUUUUUCUAUGGCGUGGGGGGGGGGGUAACUAUUUGUACCUGCUCUGCAUGUCUCACAGCAUCAGAUGGGUCCUCUUAAAGCAAUAGAGCACAUGGGAUGACUAAUGAUGUCACGCUGUGUGUCUGUGUGGGUGAGGAUGUGAUCGGUAAAAUAAUGUUGGAUUGGUGUGUGUGUUUUUCUACAAGUGAUGCGUGUGUAUGCUCUGCUCAUGUCAUCAUGUGAUCUGAGAGGUUGAAGUGAGGGAUUAUGGGAAGCUGGGUGAACAUUAUUUAAACCACUUUUUAGCGCGUGGCUGUUGUAUUGUUUUCUGCUAUUUGACAAUGAAUUGCUCUGCACUUAC
Notothenia coriiceps (black rockcod) is the source of this 3543-nucleotide messenger RNA. RefSeq names its product serine/threonine-protein kinase 38-like. The transcript has 11 exons. Gene Ontology annotation, molecular function: protein serine/threonine kinase activity; ATP binding. The record is from RefSeq and is a predicted model, not a curated record. Lineage: Eukaryota; Metazoa; Chordata; Actinopteri; Perciformes; Nototheniidae. Gene Ontology annotation, biological process: protein phosphorylation. Bases 169 to 1266 code for a protein of 365 amino acids.